Molecule: messenger RNA, 321 nt
Organism: Cylicocyclus nassatus
Lineage: Eukaryota; Metazoa; Nematoda; Chromadorea; Rhabditida; Strongylidae
Source: the annotation of a GenBank genome assembly
AUGUGUUCAAAGGGCGUUAUUGUUGGCGUUGCACUGCUGAUGAUGCAGAUUUACGGAGUACUAUCCUGCACCUUCACAGUUCAAGAAGAGGAUUUCCUUGCGGAUACCAUGUAUGAGAUGCCAAAAGAAAACAAAGAUAUGUGUUUCCGUACUUGUUUUGAGGAAAGUAACUGCACCUUUGUCAGUUACCGUGAGGUGGUUGUUGCGGACCUUUUUGCGGCGAGUUUGACCGCUGAAGAAAAACACGAUCGGAAGGCUAAUACGGAAUGCUGUGAUGUAGUGGUUGGUGGGAGGCUUUACGAGACGAUACCCUAUGCCUGA